AUGCUAUAUAACGGCACUCUAGCUGUGCUUGUUGUCACAAGCUUCUAUUUGGAGGAGACGCACCUGUUCCCUUUGACUGAUAUUUCAGGUGACCAAGCCGACUACGAGUGCCUUCUGGGUCUAGAGUUCUCAGGACGUGACCCCCAAGGUCGCCGAGUGAUGGGUUUUGUGGAAAGUCAAGGCAUGGCUACAGUUGUGUCGGCAGAUACGGAAUACCUCCUGGAGGUGCCUAAAACCUGGACCCUCGAGGAGGCCUCAACUGUCCCUGUAGUUUACAUGACUGCCUACCUGGCUCUGCUUGUGCGCGGAAAUAUGCUUCCAGGAGAGUCGCUGCUCGUUCACUCGGGAAGUGGCGGUGUCGGGCAAGCAGCUAUCUCUAUCGCUUUGGCAAUGGGAUGCACUGUCUUCACCACCGUCGGUUCCCAAGAGAAGCGAGAUUUCCUCAAGAACCGCUUCCCACAGCUCGAAGACAGACACAUCGCGAACUCCCGCGACCUUUCCUUUGAAGAACACAUCCUCCGAGAAACUGAUGGCCAAGGGGUGGACCUCGUGCUCAAUUCGUUGGCCGAAGCGAAGCUCCAGGCCAGUUUACGCUGCUUGGCAGAACGUGGGCGCUUCCUGGAGAUUGGAAAGUUUGACUUGUCCAAGGACUCGUCUUUGGGCAUGUCGGUGUUCCUCAAGAGCGUCACGUUCCACGGUGUAACGCUGGAGUCUCUGCAUGGAGACAACGGCUUCGUGGUGGAAAAGAGACGUCAAGUUAUGAAACUCCUCCGCGAUGGUAUUGCAUCGGGCGUUGUCCAACCGCUGAAUGCCGUUCAAUUCAAGAGCAGCCAUGCCGAAGAGGCCUUCAGGUUUAUGGCUGCAGGAAAGCACAUGGGAAAAGUUGUGCUAGAGAUCCGGCCUGAAGAAGCGCAGCCGCUGGCCGCACCUGCGACGCCAGUUAUAGUGAAGGCCACCGCGCGCACUCGAUUCUACGAACGGAAGUCGUACGUUAGUGGAGGCCUGGGUGGUCUCGGCUUGGAGCUCGCGGAGUGGAUGGUGAACCGUGGAUGUAGAAAGCUGGUUUUGACCACGCGUUCCGGAGUGAACGCAGGAUACCAGCGUUUUUGCCUGCAUCGAUGGGGAGAAGCGGGGGCCAACGUCCUCGUGAGCAAAGCCGAUGCCUCCACGCUGAAUGGCUCUCUGCAGAUCAUCAAAGAAGCCGAUGCCAUGGGCCCUGUUGGUGGCAUCUUUAACCUAGGCGGGGUGCUUCGCGACGCGCUUCUAGUGAAUCAGACAGCCGAGGCCUUCGAAGCUGUAUGCAAAAUCAAGAUCGACGGCACCCGGUACUUGGACGAGCUGUCCCGCACUUUGUGCCCAGAGCUAGACCACUUCGUCGUUUUCUCCUCUAUUGCCUCCUGCCGGGGCAACAUCGGUCAGAGCAACUACGGCUAUGCUAACUCCGCUAUGGAACGCAUCUGCGAGCGUCGAGCUGCCGCCGGACUACCCGAUUCUGACUAUUUCUGA
This is a messenger RNA of Dermacentor silvarum, 1506 nucleotides long. Its product is annotated as fatty acid synthase-like. Gene Ontology annotation, molecular function: fatty acid synthase activity; oxidoreductase activity. The record is from RefSeq and is a predicted model, not a curated record. Gene Ontology annotation, biological process: fatty acid biosynthetic process. NCBI's taxonomy places the organism in Eukaryota, Metazoa, Arthropoda, Arachnida, Ixodida, Ixodidae.